Molecule: messenger RNA, 782 nt
Organism: Lynx canadensis (Canada lynx)
Lineage: Eukaryota; Metazoa; Chordata; Mammalia; Carnivora; Felidae
Gene: CB1H4orf36
Product: chromosome B1 C4orf36 homolog
Exons: 3
Coding region: 77-430 (117 amino acids)
Source: RefSeq, a predicted model, not a curated record
UCAGGCAGAGUGAACAGAAUACUGCAGUCAUAACAUCAGGCACCUAUGUGAGGAAGUUGGACUAUGAUAAUUCACCAUGGCUUAUGGCUUGCCAAGAAAGAACACAGUGAAAACCAUAUUGCGGGGCGGUUGUUUUAAAGUACAGGAACCUUGGGAUCUUGCACUGCUUACAAAGACCUGGUACAUGAACCUAGCCAACAUCAAAUUGCCUUUCUUGGAAGAAAUUACAUUUGGUAGUCCUUUUUACCUCCAAAAAAAUAAAACCACUAAGAGUGCUCUGCUCCCUUCUGCAGAAUACAUCAAACUUGAAAGGGAGUAUGAGAUGAAGCGCUUGAAAAACCUGAAAUGUCAGAAAAUCCUAGCUGAGGAAGUUCAGUUUUCUCUAAGGGAAAGGCAAGUUGGUUUGAGAAGACCCCUUCCACCUAAGUGACCAUCAUCUCAUAAUUGAAUCUGUACUCUGAGCUUUCCACAUCCAAAGGCAAUGAAGGUCUCCAGCCUUUCACAGUGUGAAGUUUGGUGCAGACAUGAGUACCCACUGCUGGAUGAACCAGCUCCUGUGGGUUGAUGGCAGCUCUGACAGAUCUUCUGUGUCCCUACCACAUACUUGUUCCUUUGUGUCACAAGCAACAACACUGUAAGUAGAUGAAAGUAGUUGGGAUUGAGUCAUUUAUGCUAUUCAUUUGGAUUUUUGUAAAAUUGCACUAUGGAAAGAGGAAACUCCUUGUCAGAGACAUUAUUUUGAAUUUGCAUCUUUGAGAUACCAAAAAAGGAGAGAGAAAAAU